Messenger RNA from Pseudophryne corroboree (corroboree frog), 1389 nucleotides. Its product is annotated as gastrula zinc finger protein XlCGF17.1-like. The annotation marks the transcript as partial. NCBI's taxonomy places the organism in Eukaryota, Metazoa, Chordata, Amphibia, Anura, Myobatrachidae. The record is from RefSeq and is a predicted model, not a curated record. Gene Ontology annotation, biological process: regulation of gene expression. Gene Ontology annotation, cellular component: nucleus. The transcript has a single exon.
GUUACACAUCAGAGAAGUCACACAGGUGAGAAUCCAUUUUCUUGCUCUGAGUGUGGGAAAUGUGUUAGACGGAAAUCACAACUUGUUACACAUCAGCGAAGUCACACAGGUGAGAGGCCAUUCCCAUGUUCUGAGUGUGGGAAAUCUUUUACACACAAAUCACAUCUUGUUAAACAUCAGCGAAGUCACACAGGUGAGAAUCCAUUUUCAUGUUCUGAGUGUGGGAAAUGUUUUACACACAAAUCGUAUCUUGUUAUACAUCAGAGAAGUCACACAGGUGAGAGGCCAUUUCCAUGUUCUGAGUGUGGGAAAUGUUUUACAUACAAAUCGUAUCUUGUUAUACAUCAGAGAAGUCACACAGGUGAGAAGCCAUUUCCAUGUUCUGAGUGUGAGAAAUGUUUUGCACGGAAAUCACAUCUUGUUAAACAUCAGAGAAGUCACACAGGUGAGAAACCAUUUUCUUGCUCCGAGUGUGGGAAAUGUUUUACACAGAAAUCACAUCUUGUUAAUCAUCAGCGAAGUCACACAGGUGAGAAACCAUUUUCUUGCUCCGAGUGCGGGAAAUGUUUUACACAGAAAUCACAUCUUGUUAAUCAUCAGCGAAGUCACACAGGUGAGAAUACAUUUCCAUGUUCUGAGUGUGGGAAAUAUUUUACACAGAAAUCAGAUCUUAUUAAACAUCAGAGAAGUCACACAGGUGAGAAGCCAUUUCCAUGUUCUGAGUGUGGGAAAUGUUUUGCACACAAAACAGAUCUUGUUAAACAUCAGAGAACUCACACAGGUGAGAAGCCAUUUUCUUGCUCUGAGUGCGGGAAAUGUUUUACACAGAAAUCAAAUCUUGUUAAACAUCAGCGAAGUCACACAGGUGAGAAUCCAUUUCCAUGUUCUGAGAAGUAAAUCAGCUCUUGUAGACAUCACUCAGGUGAGAAACCAUUUUAAUAUUCUGGGGUAUACUUAUCAUUGCCAUGCGUUGUUCUUCAAGGUUCUUAUCCUAUCUCCUAUGCUUUUUGCAAUAUACAUGCUACCGCAGGGUGAAGUAAUCAGAUGUCAUGCCCUCAUCUACUGUUAUACAGAUGUUAUGCCAAUCCAAAAUGGUUGUCUAGUUGAGCUCCAGGUAUGGGUGAUGGCAGUUGGCUGUGACUCCGUCCUGGUGAAACAGGUCUGUCAUAAGAUAGAAGCUCACCGACAAAGGGCAGGGCUACAGCUCAGCUUUGCAAACCAACCAGACUUGCGCUUGGAGGUUUAGAGUUACAAAAUGCUGAUCCUGUGCGGAAUCUUGGUGUCCUGGAUGGUGGAGUGACACUUAGACAUCACGUAUCAGCCACAAUCAGAUCCUCAUCUGAGGAACAGAGCCAGACUCCAGCACUUAUUUCCCUCAGAAGAUCUACC